CUCUUCCGGAGACUCCCUGAACAAACGGGGAAGUGGCACGUCUAGUUCUCACUUUGGCGUAGGCCUUUUUAGAAGUACUCAUAGAAGUUGACUUCGAUAGCCUAAAAUUGCACUUAUAAAGAAACGAUUACCGAAAGUAUUCCACGUUAAAAUACAUUAAAAUUCAAGGCAGGUCAUUUUUUAAGUUUAAACAAUUCCUACGUUUAGCAGAGGAACAGUUUACAAAUUUGACAGAACCGACAAAUGGCGUCAGUUGAAUUGUCUGCGGAGUUGAGGAUCGUGCUGUUUAGUAGCAGAACGCCCUUACAGACCAUCGUCUCAAGCUGUAUCCUGGGACGGCAGGUGUUCAUGCCAGCUGAAUGUAGCCUUUCACAGGGUUUGAAGAAUCACGAGGAGACAGAGGGCAGAAAAGUAUCAGUGAUCACACCAAACUUCUUUGAGAAGGACCUUACACAGCAACAUAUCAGGAAGGAGCUGGAGGGAUAUGUGUGUCUGUCUUGCCCUGGACCCCAUGCUGUCCUAUUAAUCCUGGACUUGGAGGACAUCUCAGCAACUGGUGUCCGUAUUGUGGAAGACCUUACCAAGUACUUUGGUGACGACAUCUUAAAGUACACAAUUCUUCUUCUGUGCCAUGAGGGUAAGGAAGAAGAUUCAAGCUUGGAGGAUAGACUCCGGAAAGAUAGAAACUUCAGAGAGAUUUUGGACAAGUGUGGACACCAGUAUCAUCUGUUUAAUAAGAAUUCUAUGGAAGCUAAGCCUUUGCUGGAGAGAAUUGAGGGUUUGGUGGCUGAGAAUGGGGACAGAUACUUUACUGAUAACAAUUACGAGGUGACAGAAGAUAGCAUUAGAAAAGAGCAACCAGUUAUUGAGACGGAUAGAGUGAAAAAGAUAGAUAAAUGGCUUCGUAAGCUGCACUGCAUGUACCAGGGAGAGGAGAGGGAGAGAGACCAGUAUCUGAAGAGUGUCAGGGCUGACGGAGAAGAGGCUGAAAUGAUCAUUCAUGAACGCAGAUUUGCCGCUCAGGCUAUGGAUAAUGCAGCAGUAGUGAAUAAAGGCCUAGCUGUAAGGGUACUCGAAGGGGCAGUACUGGGGCCGAUGGGAGCUGUUGGGGGAGGAGUAAUAGGGGCAGUGCUGGGGGCAGUGGUAGCUUGGAAAUUAUGGAGACGUUAGAGGUGCUGCUACUGACAUUGCAAGAGAUUAAAAGCGGUGCAGAAUUAUACCGCAGUGCUGUGCUGUUUCUUUUUAAAAAAAUUAAUUAUCCAGAAUGAAGAAUUAGUUGAGUCACUGGCAAGCUAGAUCGAAAAGAAACUGAAAAUAAACUAGAAUUAAUGCAUCACCAAAGUAGACUUAAAAAACAUGACGACGUGAAAGAAAGGUUUUGGAUAGUUUUGGUAGGGAUUGUCUAUGUAUAGACCGUGUUACCGUGUAGUUCUCUAAAUGAGUAAAUUGAGUUUAUGGAAAUUAACUAAAUAACUAUUUUACAUGGUAAUGUGUUAUUGUAAGAUAUGAUGCCUUAGAGCUCUUUAUGCUUGAAAAUCACAUUGUACAUUGUGAGUUAGUGAAUUUUAUUACUGAACCAGCUAGAGCUGCAAGGAUUCGAAUAACGCGAUUACAAAAAAUCCUUGAUGCAAACUCCUUGCUUCAAUGCUUCAUUUAACCCACUCGACUAUGUACUGCCCAGUGAUCACCGUGUUUCACACGGAGGAUUAUUACUGUCGCACUGAAUUAGGGCUGCACGAUAACAGAAAAAACGAUUAUCACGAUUAUUUUGCUCAAAAUUUUUAUCACGAUUAAUAAUGACGAUUAUUCCUUUGUUAAUG
Molecule: messenger RNA, 1820 nt
Organism: Paramormyrops kingsleyae
Lineage: Eukaryota; Metazoa; Chordata; Actinopteri; Osteoglossiformes; Mormyridae
Product: GTPase IMAP family member 9
Molecular function (GO): GTP binding
Source: RefSeq, a predicted model, not a curated record